GUUCGCGUUCCGUCUGUUCGACUUCCGGGCAGAAAUAUUGUGCAUGAAGUGAAAUCUGACUGCUAAUUCAUUUGGACGAACUUCUCGGCCAACUUAAUCGUGUAAAAUGUCGCGAGGAUCGAGUGCAGGGUUCGAUCGACACAUUACCAUCUUCUCUCCUGAAGGCAGGCUCUACCAAGUCGAAUAUGCUUUCAAGGCCAUUAACCAAGGAGGACUCACAUCGGUAGCCGUCAGGGGGAAGGACUGUGCAGUUGUCGUAACACAGAAAAAAGUACCGGACAAGCUCCUGGAUGCCUCUACAGUGACCCACCUUUUCAGAAUAACAGAUAAUAUUGGAUGUGUAAUGUCUGGGAUGACGGCCGACAGCAGGUCUCAAGUCCAGCGAGCUCGCUACGAGGCGGCCAACUGGCAGUACAAGUACGGUUAUGAGAUUCCAGUGGACAUGCUCUGUAAGAGAAUUGCCGACAUCUCGCAAGUCUACACGCAGAACGCUGAGAUGCGACCGCUGGGCUGCUGUAUGAUCGUGAUCGGCAUAGACGAGGAGUACGGCCCCCAGGUGUACAAAUGCGACCCAGCAGGCUACUACUGCGGCUUCAAGGCCACGGCCGCUGGAGUGAAGCAGACAGAAGCCACCAGCUUCCUGGAGAAGAAAGUGAAAAAGAAACUGGACUGGACCUUUGAACAGACUAUUGAGACAGCAAUCUCCUGUCUGUCAACCGUUCUUUCCAUUGACUUCAAACCCUCUGAGCUGGAGGUGGGCGUUGUCACAACACAGGACGCCAAGUUCAGGAUUUUGACAGAGGCCGAAGUAGACGUCCACCUGAUGUCCCUGGCAGAGCGGGACUGAGCGAGCAGAGAAAUGUCACCCGUUGGAGUUAGAGCAUGAUGGGAUACGCAGUUCCCAGAUGGAGGCUGGUGUUUAAUCUUUGUUUGCUGUACAUUUACCCCCCCCACUGUUUCAUUCAACAAUAAAAACAAGUUUUUGGAGUAAA
Molecule: messenger RNA, 992 nt
Organism: Mugil cephalus (flathead mullet)
Lineage: Eukaryota; Metazoa; Chordata; Actinopteri; Mugiliformes; Mugilidae
Product: proteasome subunit alpha type-6
Exons: 7
Coding region: 107-847 (246 amino acids)
Biological process (GO): ubiquitin-dependent protein catabolic process
Cellular component (GO): cytosol; proteasome core complex; nucleus
Source: RefSeq, a predicted model, not a curated record